CGCUUUCCUAAACUCGGCAAACUUUCGGAUUCUGAUAUAUCGGUUGCUCUAGAUUCUACAACAACUAUAAGAUCAAGUUCAGGCAAUACAAUAGAUGGUCUUCACCUAAGCAAUUCGGCAAUUAUAGUAGAUAUUGAAGAUUCGGCAUUAGGUGUUACUGAACAAACUAUUGCUGCUUCUGAUGCAGUUAAUGCGAAGGAAGUUUGCGAUGGUAGAGAAGGUUGUGAAGGCUGUGAAGGUGAAGGCAGCUGUUCUCUAUAA
Messenger RNA from Acaulospora colombiana, 261 nucleotides. The record is from the annotation of a GenBank genome assembly. Lineage: Eukaryota; Fungi; Glomeromycota; Glomeromycetes; Diversisporales; Acaulosporaceae.